CCGCGUUCCGUAAGAUGGACGACGACGUACACAUCGUCUCUCCGCCGCGGCGCGCUUCAAGGAGGCGGUUUUUUAUCGAAGAUGACCUCCUACUCCUCAGUGCGGUUCAGGACAUCAUUCCCUUUGCUGACCGGGCGCGCUGGGCAGCGGUUACAAGAAAACUAAAUGAAGCAGCCGACAACACGUUUACCGUCCGCGCCGUCCAGGAUCGAUGCGAUCUCUUGAUAGCCCAGUUCCGUAGUCAAGACCGCACGAAUCUGCGCAAGUCGGGGACCGAGGAGCAGUACGCGAAAAAAGAGAAGUUGCUCCAGGACAUCUCCGACUUGGCCAGAGCAUUCGGACGCCUACCGAAAUUGCUGCCAAGGCGGGCCGCCACAUGUCCUACGGGCACCACGGGUACAGAGGCGACGCCGGCCGCCAGUCCGGGGUUGAGUGCGGCUGCGCAAGUGCGCGCGGUACACGCGAUGAGAGACGCUGCCACCUCUGCUGCACACGAAAAACAUGUUGCAGCAGCAGCUGAUCACCUGGUGGACGAAAAUGGGCGGCCACCGGGAUCCAGGGACCGCCCGGACUUUGUGCGCACCGUGUUCAACGACGCAAGGGCUCCUGGCGAGUCUGCAGUGCAGUCGCAAGACCCCUUCCUGGAGUGGCACAAAGGCAUCAAGGCAACACAACGCCUCAUCUCAACGCGCUAUGUGUGGCCGAAG
Molecule: messenger RNA, 707 nt
Organism: Ixodes scapularis (black-legged tick)
Lineage: Eukaryota; Metazoa; Arthropoda; Arachnida; Ixodida; Ixodidae
Exons: 4
Source: RefSeq, a predicted model, not a curated record